Messenger RNA from Carassius auratus (goldfish), 1218 nucleotides. Its product is annotated as guanine nucleotide-binding protein G(I)/G(S)/G(O) subunit gamma-3. Gene Ontology annotation, biological process: G protein-coupled receptor signaling pathway. Bases 183 to 410 code for a protein of 75 amino acids. The record is from RefSeq and is a predicted model, not a curated record. Gene Ontology annotation, cellular component: heterotrimeric G-protein complex. NCBI's taxonomy places the organism in Eukaryota, Metazoa, Chordata, Actinopteri, Cypriniformes, Cyprinidae. Gene Ontology annotation, molecular function: G-protein beta-subunit binding. The transcript has 3 exons.
GUGUUCAUUGUAGCAGAAUUGCAGUGCACUGGACUGUACAGAACUGGGUAGCAUCCACACUGUCUAUGAGGGUGCGGUCCGGCUGCACUGAGAGCAACAACACUGACAGAUAGAGAGAGAGAGAGAAGGAAUAAGAAAGAAGAGGAGGGAGAGAUAUCACCACACGAGGAAUACAGCAAGGGAUGAAAGGAGACACCCCUGUGAACAGCACCAUGAGCGUCGGUCAGGCCAGGAAGCUGGUGGAACAGCUGAAGAUUGAAGCCAGUUUUUGUCGGAUCAAGGUGUCUAAGGCAGCGGCGGACUUGAUGGCAUACUGUGAUGCCCACGCAUGUGAGGACCCUCUCAUCACCCCUGUGCCCACUUCAGAAAACCCCUUCAGGGAGAAAAAGUUCUUCUGUGCUCUUCUCUGAAAAGGACACCGGAGACGCAGACUUAGUCUCAUUUAGAUGAUAAUGAUUUAUGUACGCACAUCACACAACACAACACAUUACUCGACACAGCAAAAUAAAUCCCAAAUUAAGCUUUAAUAAAUGCAAAUUUCAGCAAUUGACAGCGCCAAAUUGACAAAAACAUGCUUGUGAGAAUAUUUUUAUUCUCCUGAUUUUUUUUUGGGGGGGGGGGCUUGUUCCUUUUAAUUAAAGGGAUGAAAUAACAUCAAGAUUGAUGCAAACUGAUUAGAUGAAAUCACACACUGAUACACACAUAUGCAAGCACACAGUUUUUUAAUUAAGCAAAAGGAAAUAGGUGCGGGUCUGGAUAUUUCAAUGAUUUCAAAUGUUAUUAUAUUCAAGACAUUCGUUGUGUUAUUCACAAUAGCAAACUCUGGUGAUUUACAAAUUCUUUAUGUAUAUUUAGAUUUUUUUUUUUUUACAUGUUUUGUUUGAGGUGGCGAUGUACUCUGGUAGACAUUUCUGAUGAACUGGUAGAGCUUCUAAAGUUUAGAUCAUUGUGAGAAGGUGAGACUGCUGAUACCUACACACAAAUACCACCAGUGCAUAGUGUUCCUAAAGGGAUUUGUUAUUUCCUAAAACCAAUUAAGUUUUUCUGACCACUUAAACAAGAAGUAGAGGUAUCUAGUCUCUAAGAGUUGGAAAUGAACUUAAAAGACAAAUUAUUGGAGAAAAAUGUAAAAAGAACAUCUGUCAAAAGUUGUUGUCCCAAGUAAUGGUUUAAUACUGCAGACAGAAUCCAAUGAAUGAAUGAAUAAAACUUUUAAAC